CAGCCUGAACCACUUUCCGAGGCCAACGACGCAGCGGUUAAGGUGCUGGGGCUGCUGGUGUGGGCUCUCAUUGCCGACACGCCGCACCACUUGUAUCCGGCCUAUGGCUGGGUGAUGUUUGUCGCUGUCUUCCUGUGGCUGAUGACAAUCGUUGUCUUCCUGUUCUACCUGUUCCAGCUGCACCUGAGGUUCUACACGGUGCCCUGGCCGCUGGCGUUGAUGAUCUUUAAUGUUGGGGCCACUGUUCUCUACGUCACGGCCUUCAUCGCCUGCUCGGCUGCCGUCGAGCUAACAUCCCUGAAAGGCACUCGGCCGUAUAACCAGCGUGCAGCUGCCUCCGCUCCUCAGCCCUGCAGCCCCCGGCCCGCCCUCGUGUAA
Echinops telfairi (small Madagascar hedgehog) is the source of this 378-nucleotide messenger RNA. RefSeq names its product plasmolipin (gene PLLP). Gene Ontology annotation, molecular function: structural constituent of myelin sheath. The record is from RefSeq and is a predicted model, not a curated record. The annotation marks the transcript as partial. The transcript has 4 exons. Gene Ontology annotation, cellular component: membrane. Gene Ontology annotation, biological process: myelination. Lineage: Eukaryota; Metazoa; Chordata; Mammalia; Afrosoricida; Tenrecidae.